Lucilia sericata (common green bottle fly) is the source of this 910-nucleotide messenger RNA. RefSeq names its product serine protease 1-like. Gene Ontology annotation, molecular function: serine-type endopeptidase activity. Bases 26 to 835 code for a protein of 269 amino acids. The record is from RefSeq and is a predicted model, not a curated record. The transcript has a single exon. Gene Ontology annotation, biological process: proteolysis. Lineage: Eukaryota; Metazoa; Arthropoda; Insecta; Diptera; Calliphoridae.
UCUCUGUUAAAUUUGCUAGAUCAACAUGAAAUUCUUAAUAGUUUUCGCUUUGGCUUUGGCCUCGGUUACUGCUGCUGAAAUCCGUUCACGCAGUGUUAUUGCACCUGCUUUUCAAACUGAGGGUCGUAUUACCAAUGGUCAAGAUGCCACCGUCGGACAAUUCCCCUAUCAAGUGGGUCUUUCCUUGAAACUCGAUGAUACUCACUACUCCUGGUGUGGUGGUUCUUUGAUCAGCAACGAAUGGGUAUUGACUGCUGCUCACUGCACUGACAAUAUUGAAUCUGCUACUGUCUAUUUGGGUGCCACCUUCCGCACUGAUGCUGAAGUUAAAUACACCGUUUAUCCUAGCGAUAUCAUCAUCCAUCCUGAAUGGAGUUUCCAAUCGUUGAAGAAUGAUAUUUCCCUAGUUAAGAUUCCCGAAACUGCUUACACCGCUUUGAUUCAACCCAUUGAAUUGCCCGCUAUUGCCAGCACCUACCCUACCUAUGCAGGUGUGCAAGCUAUUGCUUCUGGUUGGGGUCUUAUUUCUGAUGCUGCUACCGAAGUUACCGACGAUUUGCAAUGGGCUCGCUUGGAAGUCAUUAGCAAUGCUGCUUGUGCCAGAACUUACGGUGGCACCAUUACCUCAUCCAAUCUAUGUGUUAAGACCCCCGGUGGUAUUUCCACCUGCCGUGGUGAUUCUGGCGGUCCAUUGGUUUUGGAAUCUACCGGUGUUCAAAUUGCUUUGACUUCUUUCGGUUCUAUUUUGGGCUGUGAAAAGGGUUACCCUGCUGCCUUCACUCGCGUUACCAGCUACUUGGAAUGGAUAAAAGAACAUACUGGAGUUUCUUAUUAAGUUGAUGUUUUAUUUUGAAGAGUUACUUACUUAAGUUAAAUAAAAAAAUUCUUAUGAAUUUACUUUGUACCUGAA